GCGCUUUAUAUCAUCUAAUAUAAAGCGGAUUGUGGUAGGGCUGUUAAGAAAUUUAGCUUAGGGUUUGGUUUGUGUAAGGCCACAGCUCAUGCUGAGUAAUGGGGGGCGUGUGUAUGCAAAUUCCUUGGAUCUGAUUGGUUGUUGGGGCCCCUCUUAAAGCUGCGUCCACCAUUUUCUGGUCACAUUUUUGCCUGGCGUUUGAACUGUGUGUUUCUAUCGGUUCCUGUCUGGCAAGAGAGCGUUCCUGGAUUCCUGGAGUCUGGUUGUGUAUCCCUGGACCCUGGGCAAGCUACGGUGGCGGCGUCGCAGCCUCUGUCCCCCAUGGCGACCAUUCUGGAACUGCCUGAGACCACCACGUCUGGGCCAGCUGACUCGUCGGAUGACGACUUCGUGGGGCCUUCUGGUGUUCUGAUGCCGAAUGCCUCUUCCACUCCUAUGGUGGUGCCGGCGCCCCCUCCCGUCAAACGACGAAGUGAGGGGAAGCAGCCUCGGCGCACCAGGAGGGCGAGGCAGGCUAAGGGCAGAGUAAGUGGGCAAGGGCAGGGGGGGCGGACGGGGGCCUCCUCUAAUGUUGUUGUUUCGCCCGUUGCUCCAUCCCAGACUCUUGCCGUCGCCUCGCGGCGCGAGGGGCUUUCGUCGGCAUCCGGCGAGGAAGCCCUCCCAGUGCCGGCUAGAGCGUCGAGUGGCGGAAAACGUCGUCACAAAAGUCGUUCCAGGAGGCGGGCAAAGAGGCGCAAGGACGAUACCUCGGCUUCGACCACCUCAGGUUCGUCCUCUAGCUCCGAGGGUUCUGAUCACUCUAUGGGGUUGUACUGGGCUUACGGGGAAGUGGAUUCUGGCCUUCCUCGUUGGGCCUGGGCUCGUCGAGCGAAUUCGCAUCGUGCUCGUUAUGGAGCUGUUCAAGAAUGUCUCGACGGAGAGUUGGUCCCGGAAACCACGGUUUCCACCAACAGUACUAGGGAUAUUAUUCCGGGCAGUCACUUGUCCUCUAAAUUGAGGUCUAGGAUAUUGGAUGGUAAAUAUGUAGACAUUUUUGAUUUAGCUCCACCAGAGGAGGUGGUCCCUGAGCAAGGAAACGCCCUCGUUGGUACUAAGAAGAAAGGCAGGGGGAGAAAGGUGGAGCGGACUUUCGAGCGUUGGCUCGAUUGUUAUCAAGUUUUUUCCGGGGUAGUAGUAGCGGCAUAUCCCCGCAGGGCUCUACACCUUAUCGUGUACCAGUCCAUCGUAAGGUCAGCAUAUAACAUGGCAGGGGAAGCGGCCGCAAUUGCUUAUGAUGAAAGAUUUCGCAGGCGGGCGUCAAAAAUUGACACCGCCCGCUUUGACAGGAAAGACUUGGACCUUUGGACCACGUAUGUGGCUCCGUCGGUUUCACGGAAACCCGCCGAGCAGCAAAGGGCUAAGACCCAGCCUUUUAAGGCGGCACCUAAAUUGCGCUGCUGGGAUUUCAAUAAAGGACUGUGUCAGCGCCCGCGGUGUAUUUAUGCGCACACUUGUGACCGGUGUGGCGGUAGCCACCCGGCUGUUAACUGCUAUGCGGGCCGGCGGCCCUUUCGUGGGGGUCGGGGAGGAUUCAGGCAGGCGCCAAGGGGUUCCGCCCCUGCCCUCCCCGCUCCCCCCGCAGCUUCCACAUCAAAGUGAAUUGCUUCAGUUAGCUUUUUCUCCCAUUAAGUUACCGGCCCUUAAACAUUGGUUAGCCUCCUAUCCCAAUAUUGAGGCGGCUGCAUAUCUUCGGGAUGGUUUCUCCUUCGGGUUCCGGAUUCCGAUAGCUUCGGUUCCCCUGGCUAGGAAUCCUAGGAGCCAGAAGUCGGUGAGAGAGAUGCACGAGGUCGCAAGGCGGAAGGUUAAUAAAGAAAUAGCCCUCCAGCGCAUGGCUGGUCCUUUUGCGUCUCCGCCUUUUCCCAAUCUGCACCUCUCUCCCUUGGGAAUCGUCCCCAAGAAGGCUCCGGGUGAGUUUCGGCUCAUUCAUAAUUUGUCUCACCCUAGGGACACGUCCGUGAACGACGUGAUCCCUCCGGAGCUUUGUACGGUCAAAUACGCUUCUCUCGACCAGGCAAUUAAAAUGAUCAGAAAGUUUGGGCCGGGGGCCUUGUUGGCAAAAUGUGAUAUCGAAUCGGCUUUCCGAUUAUUACCAAUUCAUCCGCAUGAUUUUUGGUUGCUGGGCUUUCAGUUUGAAGGCGCCUAUUAUUUUGAUAAGGCCAUGCCAAUGGGCUGCUCCGUAGCCUGUGCGGCCUUCGAGUGCUUUAGUACGUUUUUGGAAUGGGCCCUUCGCACGAAGACCGGAUUAACGGGGGUCACUCAUUAUUUGGAUGAUUUUUUAAUGGUUUCUGCGGCCGAUACGGGUGACUGCGUCACCCUGCUACAGGCCUUUAACGACCUUACCAAUGAGCUGGGCGUGCCCCUCGCAGCGGAUAAGACUGAAGGCCCAGCUACCAGGCUCACGUACCUGGGUAUCCUUCUGGAUACCGUUAAUCAGACUUCCAGCUUACCUAUGGAGAAGAUCACCACGCUUCGACGGGUGAUAGAGGAAAUGCUGGUGCCGGAAAAAGUGACGCUUCGCCAGCUGCAAUCGUUGCUGGGUCACUUUAAUUUUGCCUGUAAAGUUGUGUCACCCGGUCGCCCCUUUUGUGCGCGUUUGAACAAACGCACCGUUGGCCUGCGUCAGCCUCAUCACCGGGUGCGCUUAUCGCAGGGUGAGAAGGCUGACAUGAGGAUGUGGCUGGUAUUCCUGGAGGAAUACAAUGGGGUAUCCUUGUGGCAGGAUGUUUUAAACCUGCACAACGAUUUCCAAGUGCACUCCGAUGCGGCGGGUUCCCUGGGAUUUGGUUUGUUUUGGAAUGGCAGGUGGUGCGCACAAAGAUGGCCCCCUGCUUGGCGGGACACUGAAAUCACGCGGGAUUUAACUUUUCUUGAGUUCUUUCCUAUAGCAGUUGCAGUCCAUAUUUGGGUUGACGACUUCAAGGACCGCCGCGUAUGCUUUUGGUCAGAUAACCAGGCUGUGGUGACUGUCCUUGCGAAACAAUCUUCUAAGUCAACUCGGGUAUCGGCUCUGCUGCGGGCAUUCGUGCUGCAGUGCCUGCGUUUUAACAUUAUUUUCUCUGCGCGUUUUGUCCCGGGCGUGGCCAACGAUAUAGCUGACGCUUUGUCACGAUUUCAGAUGGAGCGCUUCAGGUCCCUGGUUCCAGACGCACAACAUCAGCCGGAGAUUUUCCCGGAUCGUCUUUGGAACCUUGGCAGCUGCUAGUCUUGCAGGGAGUAGCUGCUUCUGUUUCCCCCUCUACCCUGCGGGCUUAUCAAAAAGCUUGGACUGACUUUUUAACUUUUCGCAGUCAGUCGCUCGCGGUGGAGGGAGCGGCCCGCCCCUCUUCUUCCCAGGUGCUUCAAUAUUUGGCACACCUGUUUCACCUGGGAAGGGCUGCCAGGACCAUAAAGCUCCAGUCUGCGGCCAUUUCAUUUUUCUCGAAAUUGUUUUUUAAUAGGGACCCUUGCGCCAAAUUUGUGGUGCGUAAGGCCAUGGAGGGAUGGGGUAGGCUUUGUCCUCCCCGUUCCCCUACCAGGAACCCGAUUUCUUUUGAUCUUCUCACUAAAAUGAGAUUGAAGCUUAGGGUGGUGUGUUGGUCUAAAUAUGAGGCCCGUUUGUUUUCGGCCGCCUUCUCAGUGGCCUUUUUUGGCGCUUUGAGAAUUGGUGAAAUUGUAGGGGGUCAGAUGCGUCAGGGGGUGCCAGGGGGUUUGCUACUCCAGGACAUACGUCUGUCACCAACGGAAUUGUUAAUCACGAUUCGGAGUUCCAAGACCGACCAGGCUGGUAAAGGAGCAGUAAUGCGACUGCCUGCUACGGGGCAGACGGGCCCCUGCCCGGUUAAGGACGUAGCCAAAUUCUUGGCGGAAAGGCCAGCUGGGGAGGGCCCCUUGUUUGUGCAUCAGGAUGGUAACCCGAUGACUAGGCUGCAAUUUACUAGAGUUAUGAGGAAGGUGAUAGCGGCAUGCGGUUGCGUGGCCGCUAAUUACGCUCCUCAUUCCUUUCGCAUUGGGGCCGCCACUACGGCGGCCCACUGGGGUCUUUCGGUUGAUGCUAUUAAGGAUUUGGGCAGGUGGAAAUCUGCAGCGUAUAGAUCUUAUGUUCGGAAGCGCUCCUAACUUUGUCGUUUGUUUUCCAAUGUUUUCCCAGGGCUCGCGGACGUGCACAUAUGGAUGGUGGGACAUUCCAUAGUCCAUUGGGCAGGCCUUCGCGCUGGCCAAACGCCAUUGGGUCCUCGACUUGGCCUUCCAUCCAACAUCCAAGUGACCUGGAUGGGCAAGAGGGGCAUGCGCUGGGGGGAGCUUCUCCCUUUGCUGCGGCGCAAAGCCCUCUUGCUCGGGUGCCCGUCCGCCCUGGUGAUCCAGCUGGGAGAAAAUGACAUCCCCGCUGUGGACCCGUUAUCUCUUCGCCUGGCUAUCCUACGAGAUUUGUUGGAGAUAAGGACUUGGUUCCCUGAUACCGUCGUUUUUUGGUCCCAAAUGUUGCAGAGGAUGCAAUGGCGGGGUGAUAUUCCUCCUCUGGCUGGGGAAAGAGCUAGGAAGAGGGUUAACAGCGCAGCAUCCAAACGGGUGUACGAAAUCGGGGGGAGUUUGAUUCGUCAUCCCGAAAUUAAUGUUAGAGCCCCGCUUUUAUAUCGGGAUGAUGGGGUUCACUUAUCCCCUGAUGGGUAUGAUAUUUGGCUGCGUGAUGUGUCUGAGGGUUUAAAAAGUUGGUUAGGUCUCUGAGUGUUGGCGGCAAGCCAGGGCUGGCUUGAUUGGCGGUUAGGCUUUUGGUUGGUUAAUCGGUUGGUAGAGGGGGUGGCACACGGAUGCCUACCCUCACCUCCGUUUGCUCCAUAUAGAAGUAUUCCGUUAAAGGAAUCUCAGGGCUUACACUCUUGUCCUUACCAUCCCGCCAUUGGCGGGAAUGGUGGGCCCAAUUUUAAGAGCAAGAGCCUUGAGGAACAUUCUUGGUGAAGGUGAGGAGGGAAUGACUGGGCGCAGCCACCUCCUCACUCCCAGGUAUGUUUACUUGACUUCCAUGCGGAAGUCGGAGCAGGAACUGUCCAAGCGGACAGUGGUGAGUCCUGUCCUAUGGUGACAGCUGAUGUGAGUCCUGCCACGUGGGCAGAUGAGGUGAGUCCUGUCCAAUGGUGACAGCUGAUGUGAGUCCUGCCACGUGGGGCAGAUGAGGUGAGUCCUGUCCUAAGGGGACAGCUGAUUGAGUCCUGUCCUGGAUGGACAGAUGGGGAUAGUCCUUCUUUAGGAAGGACGAGUGAAUAACCAAAAGCCUAAGCCAACACUCGGAUUAAAAUUGUGUAUUUAAUAAAGUUGUGGCCCUAAAUUAUUUGCCAAAAACCAAACCAUAAUUCUGUUGUCAGUUGUGAGUUAUUUAAGGUAAUUUUCUGGGAAGCCUCGACACACAAAGCGCUUUAUAUCAUCUAAUAUAAAGCGGAUUGUGGUAGGGCUGUUAAGAAAUUUAGCUUAGGGUUUGGUUUGUGUAAGGCCACAGCUCAUGCUGAGUAAUGGGGGGCGUGUGUAUGCAAAUUCCUUGGAUCUGAUUGGUUGUUGGGGCCCCUCUUAAAGCUGCGUCCACCAUUUUCUGGUCACAUUUUUGCCUGGCGUUUGAACCCCUCCCACCCGCCCUUUCUUUCUUGCAGGUUAGCACGACAUUGCUAUUGCCUUCGGGGCCGCCUGUAUUCAGGGGUCAGUAGGAAUUUUUCCAAUUGGCUGAUUGGCUGUGCCUCUUGGUUUUCGCCUACUGCGCUAGCAAAUUGUCACAACUUGUUAGGUUGGCGGUUAGGCUUUUGGUUGGUUAAUCGGUUGGUAGAGGGGGUGGCACACGGAUGCCUACCCUCACCUCCGUUUGCUCCAUAUAGAAGUAUUCCGUUAAAGGAAUCUCAGGGCUUACACUCUUGUCCUUACCAUCCCGCCAUUGGCGGGAAUGGUGGGCCCAAUUUUAAGAGCAAGAGCCUUGAGGAACAUUCUUGGUGAAGGUGAGGAGGGAAUGACUGGGCGCAGCCACCUCCUCACUCCCAGGUAUGUUUACUUGACUUCCAUGCGGAAGUCGGAGCAGGAACUGUCCAAGCGGACAGUGGUGAGUCCUGUCCUAUGGUGACAGCUGAUGUGAGUCCUGCCACGUGGGCAGAUGAGGUGAGUCCUGUCCAAUGGUGACAGCUGAUGUGAGUCCUGCCACGUGGGGCAGAUGAGGUGAGUCCUGUCCUAAGGGGACAGCUGAUUGAGUCCUGUCCUGGAUGGACAGAUGGGGAUAGUCCUUCUUUAGGAAGGACGAGUGAAUAACCAAAAGCCUAAGCCAACACUCGGAUUAAAAUUGUGUAUUUAAUAAAGUUGUGGCCCUAAAUUAUUUGCCAAAAACCAAACCAUAAUUCUGUUGUCAGUUGUGAGUUAUUUAAGGUAAUUUUCUGGGAAGCCUCGACACACAAUCACA
Messenger RNA from Zootoca vivipara (common lizard), 6442 nucleotides. RefSeq lists its product as uncharacterized. Lineage: Eukaryota; Metazoa; Chordata; Lepidosauria; Squamata; Lacertidae. The record is from RefSeq and is a predicted model, not a curated record. Gene Ontology annotation, molecular function: metal ion binding.